AAAUAUAAUAAAAGAAAAGAAAAACGACGAGGGAGGAAGAGAGAAAGACGAAAAGGAAGGAGAAGAAGCAGAGAUAGAGAGAGAGGGAGAGGGGUCCAUUACAACAGUGCGGCAUUUCUCGACCAGAGAGAGAGAGAACAGAAAGCUUUGAGAUUUUUUUUUAUCACAGAGAUGGUUUCAAAGACAUAAAUUUUCGUUAAAGACAAGGGAUAAUGAGUUGUAGGAGAGUGCUGAAGUCGAUACAAGCCUUGUCGGCUCAUACUUUACUCUUCUGUUUCACCCUCUUCUUGGUUCUUAAGCUCGAUCACACCCUCUCCUCCUCAUGGUGGAUGGUAUUUUUGCCGCUGUGGGGUUUUCAUGCAGUUGUUGCAAGAGGAAGGUUCUCCCUUCCUGCUCCUGUUGCUCCCCGUAACCGUCAUUGGGCUCCAUGUCAUGCUGUUGUAGCCACACCUUUGCUUGUAGCAUUCGAAUUGCUCCUCUGUAUAUACCUCGAGAGUUCUUAUGGUAGCUGGCCACCAGCUGUGAGUCUGAAAGUCGCAUCUCUACCGUUAUUGGCAUUUGAAGUAACCAUACUCAUAGACAAUCUGAGAAUGUGUCGAGCAUUGAUGCCAGGUGAUGACGACAGCACGAAUGAUGAAGCAAUAUGGGAGGCACUUCCUCAUUUCUGGGUUGCUGUUUCCAUGGUCUUCACGUUGGCUGCUACGUUCUUCACCAUCCUAAAGCUUUCUGGUGAUAUAGCUGCUCUCAGCUGGUGGGAUUUAUUUAUAAAUAUUGGAAUUGCCGAGUGCUUUGCUUUUCUUGUCUGUACAAAAUGGUCCAACCCCGUGAUCCAUAGAAGCUCACGUGCCGCCAGAGAAACGGGGUCGUCUUCUUCCACUGUAAGAUAUCUUGACUGGAACAGUGGCCUCGUUGCUGCCCCAGAAGAGGAUAGGCACCAAGAUAGGUUCUGUAGUCUACAAGAUAUCGGCGGUCACAUGUUGAAAAUUCCCGUCAUUGUAUUUCAAGUUGUCCUUUGCAUGCAUCUAGAGGGGACUCCUGAGAGAGCUAAGGAUAUAUCACUCCCAGUCUUGUUUUCUCCACUUUUCUUACUGCAAGGCCUUGGUGUUCUCUUUGCUGCAUCUAAGCUAAUAGAGAAGAUCGUCGUCUUACUACGUGGAGAAGCUGGACCAGGAUUCUAUUUUAGAUUUUCAUCAAGAGCACACGAUUGCUUGGGUUUCUUGCACCAUGGUUCCAGGCUAUUAGGUUGGUGGUCCAUUGAUGAAGGAAGCAGGGAGGAACAAUCUCGACUUUACAUUGAUGGAGAAUCUGGUUACAAUACCUUCAGUGGUCAUCCGCCUGAGAUAGUCAAGAAAAUGCCAAAGGAAGAUCUUGCUGAAGAGGUGUGGAGACUUCAAGCCGCUCUUGGUGAACAAACCGAGAUUACAAAAUUCAGCCAGCAAGAAUAUGAAAGACUGCAAAAUGAGAAAGUGCUGUGUAGGGUUUGCUUUGAAAGAGAAAUCAGUUUGGUACUGCUUCCAUGUAGACACCGUGUUCUCUGCAGUCUCUGUUCAGACAAGUGUAAAAAGUGUCCAGUAUGUCGUAUAACCAUCGAAGAACGACUACCUGUAUACGACGUUUGACUGUGUCUAAUGUUCGAGAGUAGGAUCUGAGGUUGUGUGAUGCUCCAAACAUUCAUCCCUUUUUUUUUUUUCACCAUACUGAACUUUUGAUGUGUGUUUGCUGAAUCCUUUUAUUCGUCUGAAUCAGCAUUAUAAAGUAUAGGUGUAUUAUAUGUCGUUCUGUAGAAAAACCUCAUACAUACAUACUCUCUCUUACAUUAGUUGUAACAUACAACGUUUGUAUAAAUAUCAGUCUCUCCCUUUUUGUA
Molecule: messenger RNA, 1867 nt
Organism: Raphanus sativus (radish)
Lineage: Eukaryota; Viridiplantae; Streptophyta; Magnoliopsida; Brassicales; Brassicaceae
Exons: 14
Coding region: 213-1619 (468 amino acids)
Source: RefSeq, a predicted model, not a curated record